This is a messenger RNA of Bufo gargarizans (Asiatic toad), 2557 nucleotides long. RefSeq names its product zinc finger protein 2-like. Gene Ontology annotation, molecular function: RNA polymerase II cis-regulatory region sequence-specific DNA binding; DNA-binding transcription factor activity, RNA polymerase II-specific. The record is from RefSeq and is a predicted model, not a curated record. Bases 109 to 2055 code for a protein of 648 amino acids. Gene Ontology annotation, cellular component: nucleus. The transcript is spliced from 9 exons. Lineage: Eukaryota; Metazoa; Chordata; Amphibia; Anura; Bufonidae. Gene Ontology annotation, biological process: central nervous system development; regulation of transcription by RNA polymerase II.
CGUGGGCGUGACGUCAUCGGAGGUCCUUUAGCCUGCUGGGAGGAAAAGGUGUUUUGCGGGCUCUGGACAUCUGGUCCCAAGCAGCAGGGCCAAAGCUCAGUCUUCAGAAUGGACCAGGAGAAGAGUCAUGUAACUGAGCAAAUAUUAAGUUUCACCCUGGAGAUCAUCUAUUUGCUCACUGGGGAUAACUAUGGUCCCUUGAAGAAGACACUCAGCAGCUGCCUCGACAUCCCAGGAAAAUUGAGCAGGACUCAAAACCCUAUCACAUUGCCUUCAUUUCAUCCGAUAUAUGAGAGAAACAAUGAGCAGAAGAUUUUGGAACUCACUAACAAGAUCAUUCAUCUGCUGACUGGAGAGGUUCCUAUAAGGUAUCAGGAUGUCACUGUCUAUUUCUCCAUGGAGGAGUGGGAGUAUUUAGAAGGACACAAGGAUCUAUACAAGGACUUCAUUAUGGAGACUCAUCAGCGCCUCAAAUCACUGGAUGGGUCUAAGAGAAAUACAGAAGAGAGAAGUACCAGUCCUCUUUGUCCACAAGAUGCUAAAGUGGAAAACCAAACUGUGAUUCAAGAUUGUGUUAUGAAGCCAAACGAAGUCUCCAAGAAACAUAACAAGGUUGAAGAUGUAAGUAUGUGGGAAGUUGAAGUUGCUCCUAAGAUCAAAGGAAAAAGAAUGAAUGCCGUAAGUGAACAGCAGCAGAAGGAAACGAUUAUAGAUCUUACCCCAGAAGUAUACAGUGUAACACCAGAAAGAUGCACCAGUCCUCCUUAUCCAGCACCUUAUGCAUUAAAUGAGAAAUCCUUCAAAAAACAGAAUGAGGAUGAAAAUCUGAAUAUUGUCAUAAUUGACAUUGAAGAAGAAGAUGAGGAAUAUAUAGGGGAUGACCAGCAGUGUAAAAUGGAGGCACAGGUUCCUAGAGGUGUUAGUACAGCCCUUGAAGACAGCGGACAGUCUUCGGGAAUCAGUCCCCCUUCUAUCCCAAAAAACAAUGAUUUUUACCAGAAUUUUCUCCCAGGUGCUAACUAUAACUCUGAAAUGCAAUUUGCUCAAAAUCCAGAUUUUCAUUCUUUUCACUACAGACAUGAACUGUAUUUCCAAGAUCCUGGAGUUAAACCCCAGCCAAAAGUGGGAAAUAAACAGUACAUUUGUACUGAAUGUGGGAAGUGUUUUUCUCGAAAUAACGAUUUGGUUAUGCAUAAGAGAUUGCAUCGAGGGAAGGUUCCUCUUGUCUGUUCUGUGUGCGGCAAAUGUUUUCCCAGUAAUUCCCAUCUUUUAAUACAUUUGAGAAUUCAUGCAGGAGAGAAGCCCUUUAGUUGUUUAGAAUGUGACAAGCGUUUUAAGAGCAAUUCUCAUCUAGUGACUCACCUAAGGAUCCACAGGGGAGAAAAGCCUUUCAUCUGUCCGGACUGUGGAAAAAGCUUUAACGACAAAUCCAACUUCGGAAGGCACAAGCGAAUCCACACAGGCGAAAAACCGUUUACAUGUAGCGAAUGUGGAAAAGGCUUUAAUCGCAAAGCCAAUCUUCUAAUUCAUCAGAGAACCCACACUGGGGAAAAGCCCUUUGCCUGCUGUGAUUGUGGGAAGCGGUACACCAGCAAAGCUGAACUGGUCCGACAUAAAAUUUUCCACAUGGAAGGGAAACAGUUUUCAUGUUUGGAGUGUGAUGAAAAAUGUAAUGAGAAAUCCAGUCUCCUCCUCCACCAGAUGAUUCACAAAGGAGAGAAGCCGUUUUCCUGUGCAGACUGUGGGAAAUGUUUCGCCAACAACUCCCAGCUGGUAACACACGAGCGCAUUCACAAAGGAGAGAAGCCAUUUGUGUGUCAAGAAUGUGGGAAAAGCUUUAAUGACAAGUCAAAUUUCAUCAGACAUAAGAAGAUUCACACCGGGGAGAAGCCCUUUGCUUGUUUCGAGUGCGGCAAAGUCUUUAACCGGAGAGCAAAUCUCUUGUUACAUCAAAGAACUCACACAGGAGAGAAGCCAUUUGCCUGCUCUCAUUGCGGGAAGUGUUUCACAAGCAAUUCAGGUCUCGUUGUACAUCAAAGGCUUCACUAUGUCUAACUGUUUUUAUGAAAGAUUUCGUAAAAUAAAAAAUCUCUUUGUACAAUCUUAGGAGAUUUGCCGGUUCUGGGAGGGAAGGGGGGCAAACUUGGCAAAAAUCAUAUGGCAGCAGAGUUUCACAUAAGACAUUUCUUACCACUAUCAUCCAUGAAGGAACUUUUCAGUUGGGGCCUAAAGUGUUAAUUUUUUCACAAUGCCUCUUGACAGUUUCUUGGCUUUAGGGAUUAAUACUUGCACUCAACCAGUAUUAAAACUGAUUAUACAAAUCUAUUAUCGGUAGAUGACUUCUAUAACGUGAUUAGAAAGAAUAUGCUUGCCAUGGAUACAGCAUAUUUCUCUUCCUUACAAAUGUUUUAAAGGGUAUAAUUAUAUUACAAAUAUGUCUCAUUUUCACAAUUUCAGUUAUCCAAAGCCAUUCGUGUGAGAGAAAAUAAGUUUGUUUACAAGAAUUUGCAGAUUCUAUAUUGACAGGGAAUGUCCCACAGGAUUGGCGCAUGGCAAA